AUGCCUGGCCCUCUGUUCAAACGAUUCGCGCCGCCUGCGCCUGCGCCCCAAAAGCAGCCUUCGCCCGCUGAGGUACACACCGAGGGCGCAGAAGCCUCCAGUCCUGUUCAUACCGCUACCGAGCCUGUCGCCUCUUCGAUUUCUACCCAUAUAGAAGAGAAUUCUACAGAAGAUACCCCAAAGUCUAUCAAGAAACCUAAAAAGAGGAAGCGCGACGCCGACAACGCAAACGACGAGAACGAUGAAGUUUCGAAGAAGCACAAGAACAUUCUUUCCAAGUUCGAAAAGGCCUCGAAGCUAGCCGAGGCAAAGAGCCAGCAAAAUGAAGACAACGAGAUGCCAAAAGACGAGGAGCAAGAGGAGCUCCACGAUCUGGAGCCCAUGCCACAGCCGGCACCCGUUCCCGAGCCUAUAUACGAGCCCACCUUCUCUACCCUACCCACAUGGCUCGCCCAGCCAACCACGGUCGAGGCGUCCAAGACAGUCCCAUUUGCGGAGCUAGGCGUUGAUCCGAUAUAUGUGAAGAAACUAGAAAAGCAAGGCUUCAAGGACGCUUUGGCCGUGCAAACUGCAUUGCUGCCAAUGCUACACCCUGGCUUUGACCAGCAUCUCGGCGACAUAUGUGUCUCGGCAAAAACAGGAUCCGGCAAGACGUUGGCCUACCUACUGCCUAUUAUUGAAGCACUCCGUGACCGAGCUGUGCCCAUACUCUCCGCGAUCAUAGUCGUUCCAAGCCGACAGCUGGUCAACCAGGCUCUCCAGGUCGCCGAGGAGCUAUGCGCUGGCACAAGGGUCAAAGUAGGAACGGCAUUGGGCAAUGUAGCAUUCGCUACCGAGCAGAAGCAACUCGUCAAGAUGAGGGCGCAGUAUGACCCAAAGAGGGCGGAAGAGCUGAAGGAAAAGGCAUCACAGCAGCACCAGACAGGUUUUAUGAAAGGAAGAGGAAUAUACGACGAUUUGAGGAGCAUGCCUCUGGGCCAUGUCCCGCAGUACGACUCGGGCGUAGACAUUCUCAUAUGUACACCAGGUCGACUUGUCGAGCACAUUGAACAUACGACAGGUUUUCUGCUCAAUGCCGUCAGAUGGCUUGUCAUUGACGAAGCUGACCAGCUGUUGAACCAAGAUUUCCAGGGCUGGGCCAACGUGCUAAUGGACGCCAUCCACGGUGAAACUCCAACUGAGUUUAUGAAUGCUCGCGAACGAAUUGGUACACGGGAACGCGAUGCCAACUCUACUUGGUCGGUGGCAUUACCAGCACGAAGACAGCUUACGAAAGUAGUGCUUUCGGCGACCAUGGAGAAGGAUCUCACCAAACUCGGCACUUUGAGACUAAAGCGCCCAAAGCUGGUUGUUGUACAAGACGCGAGCGUGGAGCAGCAACCACUCGAAAAUGAAGACAACGCUUUCGAGCUGCCGUCACGACUCGACGAGUUUGCCGUGCACGUAGGCGAUGGCUCCAACAAGCCUUUGCACCUAGUGUACGUGCUACUCAACUAUGUCUUCACCGAAAAGCAGCAAGAAGCAGACUCGUCCUCGGAUUCAUCCUCGUCAGACUCGUCUUCAGAUUCAUCGUCAGACCCUGACUCUGACUCGGACUCCGGCAACGCCAACCAAGCAUCAGUCUCGCAACAACCAGGCCGCGUUUUGAUCUUUACAAAGAGCACCGAGAGCGCAUCUCGACUAUCGCAUCUGCUAAGCGUUCUCAUGCCCACCUUCAAGCACCACAUGAAAACAAUGACCCGCGCGCUAACAGCAGACGCAUCCCGCAAACUGCUCAAAGCCUUCAGCUCCGGCGCAAUCAAAAUCCUGAUUGCCUCGGACGCCGCGUCUCGCGGCCUGGACAUCCCAGACAUCACACACGUCAUCAACUACGACUUGCCCACGAGCAUCACGAGCUACGUCCACCGCGUGGGCCGUACCGCCCGCGCGGGGAAACCUGGAAACGCCUGGACCCUGUUUACCCGCACAGAGGCAGCUUGGUUCCUCAAGCAGGUCGCCAAGGGCGACGCUAUCAAGCGCGGAAAUAAGAGGGUUAGGCGCAUGGAGUGGAAGGAGAGUACCGUUACGGCGGACGGAAAGAAGAAGGCGUAUCGUGCUGCGCUGAAGCAGUUGGAGAGUGCUGUUACGGGUAAUAGCGAGACGGGAUAGUUGGAGUUGUCAAUGC
Messenger RNA from Exserohilum turcica Et28A, 2164 nucleotides. RefSeq lists its product as uncharacterized. Gene Ontology annotation, molecular function: ATP binding; nucleic acid binding. Bases 1 to 2148 code for a protein of 715 amino acids. The transcript has a single exon. NCBI's taxonomy places the organism in Eukaryota, Fungi, Ascomycota, Dothideomycetes, Pleosporales, Pleosporaceae. Gene Ontology annotation, cellular component: nucleus. The record is from RefSeq and is a predicted model, not a curated record.